Macadamia integrifolia is the source of this 2190-nucleotide messenger RNA. RefSeq names its product NAC domain-containing protein 78-like. NCBI's taxonomy places the organism in Eukaryota, Viridiplantae, Streptophyta, Magnoliopsida, Proteales, Proteaceae. Gene Ontology annotation, molecular function: DNA binding. The transcript has 7 exons. Gene Ontology annotation, biological process: regulation of DNA-templated transcription. Bases 570 to 2024 code for a protein of 484 amino acids. The record is from RefSeq and is a predicted model, not a curated record.
GUACGCCCUCCUGCUCUCGUUCGUUCGUCUCACUCGUCCGCGCUUCUCCACUCCGUCUAUCGUGCUCUUAUAUAAACCCUUGUUUCCCCUCACUCGUUUCGGUUCCCAUCUCAGAUUUUUUAUUUUUGUUUUCUGAGUCGGCUCUCGCUGCUGCGCGUUCUAUUUCUACACUUCGUUCUCAGGAUUCACCUGUGCAGGGGCUUCUAUUGCACGUCAAAUGUCUGUUGAUCUCAGCAACAAUCAUCAGUGGUUUGUUCAAUGCAAUUUCAGAUUCAUGAAUCGGGGUCGGUUGUGGUGCCCACAAAGAGUAGCAUUUCGACAUUGGACAUGACAGUUUUCUGUGCGAACAUUGUUGUUUGAAUAUGUAUAUUUGAUUAUAGGUGUACAAAUAUUGGGGAAAUUGAUUGACUACUUCAAUAAUACUUUUAUUGGGGCAUUGUGGCAGAAAGGUUUUGGUAAUUGUUAGGAAGAGGUGGUAAAUAACUUGGUUUUCAUUUAGUGGCUUGAAGAGAACAGUACACUAGAAUUCUGAGCAGAAAAUAAAUAAAUACCCCCUUGGGGUGUUUGUGAUGGAAAGAAUGUCCCUUGCACCGGGUUUUCGUUUUCAUCCAACCGAUGUUGAACUGGUUCAGUAUUACCUGAAAAGAAAGCUCAUGGGAAAGAGGCUCCAAAAUGGAGCCAUCGGAGUGAUAGAUCUGUACAAAUUUGAUCCUUGGGACCUUCCAGCAAAAUCAUGCUUGCAGAGCAGAGACCUUGAGUGGUAUUUCUUCUGCCCGAGGGAUCGGAAAUAUUUGAAUGGGUCGAGGGCAAACCGUGCCACUGAAAAUGGGUAUUGGAAAACUACUGGAAAGGAUAGAUCUGUUUGUCAUAGUUCACAGACAGUGGGAAUGAAAAAGACAUUGGUUUUUCACGAAGGGCGGGCAGCUCAAGGACGUAGGACCGAUUGGGUGAUGCACGAGUACAGACUUGAAGAUAAAGAUCUGAUUGCUGCAGGCGUCAAUAAGGAUGCAUAUGUGCUAUGUAAAAUUUUUAAAAAGAGUGGGCCAGGUCCAAAAAAUGGUGAGCAAUAUGGGGCUCCGUACAGAGAGGAGGAUUGGGAUGACGAAGAGAUGAGAAACUCAUUGGCUUUGUACCCUUUUGCUGACCCUGGUUCCUCAUCCCUUGCACAGGGUGAGGAACAUCCUCCCUUGAGAAAGGACAAUGACAUUGUUUCACAUCUAGCAACAUUUGACAGAGAUGAUGGUGCCAUUGUUUCUGAUUCCAAUGAUGGUAAUGAGAAUUUGGAUAAAUCCAAUGUUGAUGAAAGUACUCUUUUGGAUGGUUUUGGUUUUUAUGAUGGCUUGGAAGACCUUGGUUCCCCAUCAGAUCUGAAGACAAAUGGGCUUCAUUUUCCUGGCAGUCAUGAAACUGAAUAUGCUCUGGAUCAGAAGCUUCUGGAAGAUGAUACAUCUUUUCUGGAGUUGAAAGAUCUAGACAACCCAUUGGACUACCCUCUGUUUACUGAGGGGUCCCAGGUUGAAUAUCAAUUGCCUUUGUUUUCGAAGGAUAAAGGUUCUGAAGGUGAUAUAAGCCAUGGAAAUGAGGCUGUCAUGUGUAAUGUUGCUGAUUGUUCAGGUGGAAAAGCAGGAGAGAGAGGAACACUAUAUGUCCAGGAAGCACCGGCAAGAGGUGAACGGCAAAAUGCAUUCCAUUUUCUGCUGGAAUCCAUCCCGGCUCAUCCUGCUUCAGCCGCAGAGUACCCAUCUCCUACCAGUGGAGGGAAGAGGUUUAGGGGCGGUAGUACCUUGUCUCCAUACAGUGGCUCCUCCAUCCAUGAAGAAGCUGAGGUGACUGUUAAGUGUGGGUGCACUAAGGACGCUUUGUUGGACAAACUGGGGGAGUUUCCUUGCACGUGUUGUGGGUACAAUGCGUCAAGGAAGGAGUCUGGGAAGGAGGCGGCUACAUGUGGCAGCGGCGGGUUCUUAUUUGUAUUUUUCUUUGGGGUGGUUUCAGCUCUGAUUUUUGGAUUUUUCUACUUGCAGUAGCUUAGUUUUGCAGGUUUGCAUGGGUAACUGUUUUAUUCCUAGGAACUACCUCUUCCCAUUGUUUAUCCCAUUCAAUACCAUUUAUUUGCUGUAUAUACUUAUUCAACUCUUCCCCUUGUACUGGCUGUCAUAUCACAUAAUUUGGAGAAAGUGGAUAGUUUUGACA